Papilio xuthus (Asian swallowtail) is the source of this 1014-nucleotide messenger RNA. RefSeq names its product ubiquitin conjugating enzyme vih (gene vih). The transcript has 2 exons. The record is from RefSeq and is a predicted model, not a curated record. Bases 143 to 673 code for a protein of 176 amino acids. Lineage: Eukaryota; Metazoa; Arthropoda; Insecta; Lepidoptera; Papilionidae.
UUAUCUGUGACGUUGUUUGACGCCAGCUUUACUGUCAAAUGAAUGGGAUAUCCAAUAAAAUUAAAGCUUUUUAAAAUUAACAGGAAGUCGUUCUUGUUUAACAGACACUCGGUGAUAUCUGACUUCGAUCUGCUUUUUGAUUAUGGCCCAGAAUAUUAAUCCACAUUACGCGUCUUCGUCAAAUCCCGCCAAACAAAACGAGGACACAAUAAAAUUGAACGACAAUCAUGCUGUAAGCAAACGACUUCAAAAGGAGCUUAUGGAGUUGAUGCGUUGUUCAGAUAAAGGAAUAUCAGCAUUCCCGGAAAGUGAAAAUCUAUUUAAAUGGAUAGGCACAAUACACGGUCCUGAAGACACGGUGUACGAGGGGCACAAAUAUAAACUCUCAUUGGAAUUCCCUAAUUCAUAUCCUUAUGCACCUCCUAUAGUUAAAUUUGUGACACCCUGUUUUCAUCCCAACGUAGAUACAUGUGGUUUAAUAUGUUUGGACAUUUUAAAAGACAAAUGGACCGCCCUGUAUGAUAUUCGGACGGUACUCAUAUCAAUCCAAAGUCUCCUAGGUGAACCAAAUACGUUGAGCCCACUCAAUCAGCAAGCGUCAUAUCUAUGGUCGAACCAACCCGCCUACAAAAAGUAUUUAGAUGAAUUUUAUAAUAAGAACAAAGAUUCGUAGUUUGGAGUGAGUUUUCUGGUUAUGAUUUGCAAUGAACUUUUUUUUAUUUUGUGAUCAGUUGCUUUUUAUGGGAAUAGGAAAUUAUUAUCUUUGUCUCACUUAUUAGAGUUGGAAACUGACCUUCUUUGUCUUCUUAUUAAUAAAAAGUGAUUGGAGAAAAACAGCCAUAUAUUUGUGAAUUUAAAAAUAUUGUUUUUUUUUGUUUUACUAAUUUCGGUCUAGAUUUAAUACUAUUUGAGUGGAAAUGUCUGUAGGGAAAUAUUAAUUUCUUUUCUUUUGGACACUUCAGUAUAACUUGGAAAUACUUUACUUUAAAGAGAAAUAAACAGCAUCUGUAUUUU